GAUCGACCAAUCAAGAGCGGGGUGAGGCACAAAACCAGCAGGCUCCCUGGGGAGCCAGCCAGAGGCAGGGGGCCAUGGCCGAGCUGCAGCAGCUGCAGGAGUUCGAGAUCCCCACUGGCCGGGAAGCUCUGCGGGGCAACCACAGCUCCCUGCUGCGAGUCGCGGACUACUGCGUGGACAACUACGUGCAGGCCACAGACAAGCGGAAGGCGCUGGAAGAGACCAUGGCCUUUACCACCCAGGCACUGGCCAGCGUGGCCUACCAAGUCGGCAGUCUGGCCGGACACACUCUGCGUAUGUUGGACCUGCAGGCGGCCUCCCUGCGGCAGGUGGAGGCCCGAGUGAACACGCUGGGCCAGAUGGUGAAUAUGCACUUGGAGAAGGUGGCCCGGAGGGAGAUCGGCACCUUGGCCACCGUCCAGCGGCUGCCCCCUGGCCAGAAAAUCAUCGCCCCUAACAGCCUCCCUCCCCUCACGCCCUACUACAGGAAACCCCUCAACUUUGGCUGCCUGGAUGACAUUGGCCAUGGGAUCAAGGAUCUGACCACGCAGCUGUCGCGGACCGGGACCCUCUCGCGAAAGAGCAUCAAGGCGCCUGCCACACCGGCCUCCGCCACCCUGGGGUGAGGACCACCCCGGAUCCCCGNCCCCGAGCCGGUGCAGCUCCCCGUGGUGCCCGAGGGAAAGCUCUCCGCCGCCUCAUCGGCCUCUUCCCUGGCCUCGGCAGGCAGCGCCGAAGGUGUCGGUGGGGUCUCCACGACCAAGGGGCAGGCGGCACCCCCACCCCCACCCCUCCCCAGCCCCACAGCCCCACCCCCUCCACCGGCCUCCGAGGUCUUCCUGCCGCCCCCACUGCUGGAGGAAGUGUCCCUGCCCCUGCCGGCCCCCGAGCUGCCUCCACCCCUGGACCUGCCCCCUCCUCCACCCCUGGAUGCGGGUGACUUGGGGCUGCCCCCUCUGCCCCCACCGGACUUUGGUCCCGAAGAGCCUAGCUGGGUCCCUGCCGCAUACUUGGAGAAAGUGGUGACCCUGUACCCAUACACCCGUCAGAAGGACAACGAGCUCUCCUUCCCCGAAGGCACCAUCAUCUGCAUCACACGCCGCUACUCAGACGGCUGGUGCGAGGGCGUCAGCUCGGAAGGGACUGGAUUCUUUCCGGGGAACUAUGUGGAGCCCAGCUGCUGACGGCUUGGGGCUCCCUGAGCUCCUGACCCAGGCGCUGCGCCGCGCGAGCCCCUUGAGCUCCAGCACAAAGCCAGCUCCACACUCAAGGCUGGCCUAGGCCUGUCCUCCUCUUGCUCUGUGAGCUGGGCCUAUCCCUCCCCUUCGUUUUGGUGGGAAGGGGUCCCGGGGAGAGAGAGGAUGUACCCAAAGGCCUGCUGCGGGCAGGAAAGAACUGGAAGCCAAAGAGUUUGCUCAUCUUGUCCACAGAAGACCCCCUACUCCACGCAGGAUAGGGUCUCCAGCUGCCAAGUGCCAACUCGGAAUAAAUCUCUGAUGACCUCCUGGUGGCUGCCCUGACGGGCUGGGGGGCCAGAGAGGGAGGAGGGAGUGAAUGGCUCCUGCGAAUUACUGAGCCCCUCUGCCCGCCGGGGCAGCUGGCUCUCCCCAUCACUUCCGUCCUAAGUGCCCUCUACACUAGGGCCCGAAGGCCCCCAACGACGGACCACAUCCUGCUCUUUCGCCUGUUGCUUGCUGCGUUAAGCUGGGUUCCUCAAGCCAGACGAGGGGACCAACUCCUCCACUUCCGUCGGGCUCUCGGAGGGCAGGCAUCGCCUCAUCCUCACCCCGCAAACGUCGGCGCGAGAGAUCUGAGUCAACGCUUCCCCCUUCACCUGCUUUAUAGCUCUAAAACACCAAAGAGAGAGGAGGGGCUUGGCUUUCGCUGGCUCUGCUUUAAAACAUCA
Ailuropoda melanoleuca (giant panda) is the source of this 1906-nucleotide messenger RNA. RefSeq names its product ABI family member 3 (gene ABI3). Lineage: Eukaryota; Metazoa; Chordata; Mammalia; Carnivora; Ursidae. Gene Ontology annotation, biological process: regulation of cell migration; neuron migration. The record is from RefSeq and is a predicted model, not a curated record. Gene Ontology annotation, molecular function: signaling adaptor activity; SH3 domain binding. The transcript has 9 exons. Gene Ontology annotation, cellular component: lamellipodium; SCAR complex; actin-based cell projection.